Messenger RNA from Pochonia chlamydosporia 170, 888 nucleotides. RefSeq names its product NifU-like protein. Lineage: Eukaryota; Fungi; Ascomycota; Sordariomycetes; Hypocreales; Clavicipitaceae. The record is from RefSeq and is a predicted model, not a curated record. Gene Ontology annotation, molecular function: iron-sulfur cluster binding; iron ion binding. Gene Ontology annotation, biological process: iron-sulfur cluster assembly. The coding region runs from base 1 to 888 and encodes 295 amino acids. The transcript has 2 exons. Gene Ontology annotation, cellular component: mitochondrion.
AUGUCUGCUUUCUCAUCUUCCGCAGCGCCGAGGGCGAUAUCCCGCGCAUUGCGCUCAUCACGACCUUCACCGCGCUGGACUCGCCAGCUUAGCACACAAAUCGCGAGAAGAUCACCGUCCUUGAGUACCAAGGGCCACAUCAACUCCUCCUCGCGACCGGUCCUGCGCCAUCCUCGAGCCCUACCAAACUGGGCCAUCGGCGGUUGCCGCAGCAUCUUCAUCCAGACCGAAAACACGCCCAACCCAGACGCUCUCAAGUUUCUCCCCAACCACCGCGUCGUCCCCGAAGAGAUCAACACUCCAUUCGUCGAAUACCUCAACCCCCGAUCGACCAUCUCGCCACCCUACCCAUCACCACUGGCCGCCAAGCUUAUGAACAUUGAUGGCAUUACAUCCGUCUUCUACGGUGCAGACUUCAUCACAGUCACCAAGGCGGGGGAUGCGAACUGGGCACAUGUCCGUCCUGAGAUAUUUGCCUUGAUUACGGAGGCGAUUACCUCGGGCGAGACUAUUGUCAAUGUUGCGGAACGCAAGGAGGGUGACGAGGGUUUAGAAGAGGAUAGCUUGGCAUACAACGAGAACGACAGCGAGGUUGUUGGUAUGAUUAAGGAGUUGUUGGAGACGAGAAUCAGACCUGCUAUCCAAGAAGAUGGCGGCGAUAUUGAGUACAGGGGAUUUGAUGACGGAUACGUUCAGUUGAAGUUGCGUGGGGCGUGCCGAACUUGUGACUCCAGCACAGUUACGCUUAAGAAUGGUAUUGAGGGCAUGUUGAUGCACUAUAUUGAAGAAGUCAAGGGCGUUCAUCAAAUUCUAGAUCAAGAGGAAGAAGUCUCCUUGCAAGAGUUUGCCAAGUUUGAAGAAAAGCUGAAGCAACAAAAAGCUGCAUAG